Molecule: messenger RNA, 2863 nt
Organism: Lobosporangium transversale
Lineage: Eukaryota; Fungi; Mortierellomycota; Mortierellomycetes; Mortierellales; Mortierellaceae
Exons: 1
Coding region: 435-2552 (705 amino acids)
Source: RefSeq, a predicted model, not a curated record
CAAUCUUCCAACCUUUCCCCAGCAUAAUUUCGCAACACUUUCACACUGUCAUUUUUUUUGCUGUUGUUGUGGAGCAAAGCAUUAUUCCGUUAAAAGCCUCAUAGGUUUCUCUUUCUCCUUUGCCUUGGUCCCAUUUGUCCCGUCUGUGUCACCUUAAUUACAAAGAGGGACAUUUAUUUCCGCUGAAUAUUACUAUAAAAUACCACUCCCUACCCUUUUUCCUUUUUCUCUUUCCAUUUGUCUUGUACUCCUUCCACUGCCUCAAUCUCUCUCUCUCUCUCUUUCUCUUGGACGUUAUUUUAAGUGACAACAGGCUAUCAUUCCACUCCUCUUUUUUGAUUCUCAGAUUACCCUUGUAGCUUCCUCUUUCUCUCCAACCUACUUCCCUUUAUUUUAUUAUUUUUUUUUUUUGCUCACAAAACAAAAAUCAAAUCAUGGGCAAUAACAAUUUUGAAAAGAUUAAUAUAGACCAGAGGGUUGAAAGGGAUGAUAAUUUAUCUCCCACAACAUUUCUGCCCGAUAUCAGAUGCAAGCAUGAGCCUGAGGACUGCAAAAGACACGAGGCAAUCACUCCUCCUCCUGCCGCUGCUCUUUCUCUUUCUUCCCCUGUUUCCUCUUCUGCUGAUACACCUGUGGCUAUGCGCACAGUGACAGAUAUUGCAGAUAUUGCAGAUAUUGCAGAUAUUACAGAUGCUUACUCUAUUGACCCUGUUGCGUACCCAACAACCCAACCCUCAUCUGUGGUUCUCCCCAGUAUCGAAGUGACCGCCACUACUGCCACUACCCCUGCCUUUGUACACGCAAACAAUGGAAACAAUUCGAUCACUGUUAACCCACAGACCACUGGAGAUGAAAAGGUCAAUACCACACCCCUUCUUGAUAACAACAGUGACAAUAGCAAUGGCAAUAACAACAACAACAACAACAACAACAACAACAACAACAAGAAUAUCAGUACCAAUAUGAACAUGCCUUCUUCCCGAGGUAUUUCAUCAGCAACACCCCUUUCGUCUUCUUUACGUUUGUCUAUGUCUCCAAAAAUGUCAUUCUCGGCUUCCUUUUCAUCCCAAUCAUCCCUUGCAAAGGAAGAGAUUCUAUCUCAAGGGGUACAAAAGGAUCAAAUUACUCUUGUGCAGGAACAGUAUCAGGAACAGGAGCAAGGGCAAGGACAAGACCAAACUACCCUUACAAACAGAAAUAUGAGCGACGAGAUAAAGAGGAAUAAAGAAUUCGAUACAGAUAUGGUUGAUGAGGUAGUGAGGGAAACUAUUGAAGCGAGCCCUUCUGUGAGUGCGAUCUAUACACCUUCACCCAAGAGAAUUCCCUCACCAUCCGUGGGUAUUGAUGAUGAGGACGAACAAGAGUCCAUUCAAGCCCAGUUCGAGAGCGAGACCGCAUUUUACGCUGCAGGCCAUCCUCAUCGCCACCGGCAUCAUAGCUCACUAUCCGAUACCAACUCACUGUCGUCUCCAACACCAUCGUCUCCUUCGUCCCCUUCAUGCUCAAGCUCAAGCUCAUCCACAUCGUCUCUGUCAGAGUAUCUUAUCAUUGGUCAAGAGCCAGUAGAGAGAUACGAUAGUGAGUGCGACGGUAACAGUGAUCGAUCGUUUGCCAGCGGUGAAUCCUUUUAUGAAAGGUCGCACCGGUAUGGUGAUGUUGGUAACUCGUCUGAUGGCAGUUUAGAGGACAGUGCGAACGAAGGAUCUCUUCGUCAUCGUCAACGUCACUCGAAACCGCGUUACCAUUCGUAUUCGCAACCGCGAACACAGUCCCAGCAUCAAUCGCGAGCGCCGCAGUCUUCUCAACGACGCCACCAUCAUGCAUCAUAUCCUACACACUUCCAAGAUGACCAUGAUCAUAUUCGUCAAGACCGCUUUCAAGGCGAAUUCUCUGAGGAAACUACUUUCCACGGGUUUAUGCAACAACGUCGACAGCGACGUAUUAUGCAUGCUGACGAGCCACGGCCGCCGACUGAAAAGACGCGAAAGCGAUCUUUCAAGUAUUUUUCUACUUCGCGAGCAGUAGAUGAUGACAGUGCUACUAGAGCCGCUACAGAGGCCACAUCCUCACUCUUUUCUUUACCAACCAUCAAGACACCGUCCCUUCGUGGUCUUUCCAAGUCUGUAGCAGAAUUGGCGAUCGCGUCGGUUGUCUGUGCGACAUUGCUAACGUGUAUGUUUAUGCUCUCGUAUAUCUCCACGGGUGCAAACCAUCUUUUGGGUUGGUAUGCAAACCAACAGAUCGGACAACGAAUCCGGAAUGGGAUCAAAGAACGAGAACACUAUGUGCAAGAGGCCCUCGAAAAGAUGGCAGGUGAGGAGUAUGUGAAGGUCAAGCGCCGUAGCCGACAAUAUCAACAACAACAGCAAAAUGGGAAUCCUCAUAACCAUCGAUAUCAACAACAGUACCAACAGCAACGGCAAGAACGUCAACAGCAUUCUAAAGAAAGAUUGUCAACGGCAGAAUGGCAGGAGUUGAUCCGUGCUGCAUCUGUCAGCUUUAUGGCCAAGUUUACAUCUGCACCUACGAUGCAGCGAGGUACUCGUCGUUGAGAGAAAAAAGGGAAAAAAGCUUUUUCUCCCAUUGCUAUUUUGUCACAUGUAUUUGCAUGCAAUCGUUUUUCUUUCCCCUUCCCCCUUCCAUCCCACAUCCCUGAUUCUCCCCAGUAUUUUCUUACAAAUAGCUCAGCUCAAGUAUAUAUGCAUGUCUGUUUAUACCCCAUCUCCAACUUGUGCUUCUCAACUUUUUAUUUUGCUUUUUUGCUUUCUUUGCUUUCCUGAUUUCUUACUUUCCGUCAAUAAAGAGUUCCAUUUGUUCAAAGUCAUUAAUUGACGCGUAUAGUUUUUGUCAGAAAAGUCAUUGC